Molecule: messenger RNA, 1877 nt
Organism: Zerene cesonia (dogface butterfly)
Lineage: Eukaryota; Metazoa; Arthropoda; Insecta; Lepidoptera; Pieridae
Product: serine/threonine-protein kinase RIO3-like
Exons: 2
Coding region: 430-1509 (359 amino acids)
Biological process (GO): maturation of SSU-rRNA
Cellular component (GO): cytosol; preribosome, small subunit precursor
Molecular function (GO): protein serine/threonine kinase activity; ATP binding
Source: RefSeq, a predicted model, not a curated record
AGUGUCAUUGAACUGAGGAAUUAUUAAAGUUAUUUAUUUAUAAUAUUUUACUUGUGCAAACUGCAAUCCGUGAAUCUGAAGUAAUAUACCAAAUAUUAUGAAACAUGUCUCAAACUCAGUUUCUAGAAGCGGAUGACAUAAUUUUAUAAAUUUUCACCCUCCUCUAAUCUGUAAUAUUGUGCAAUAUUUCUACCCAAAUCCAAAAUUUCAUUAAAAUUAUGCAAUAUAGUGGCCCAUAUAUAUGUGCAAAACAUAGGGUGGCAGGCAGUAUCAAGACGUAGUUAGCGCAUUACAAAACUGUGAAUACUAAAUCAAGUAACAAAGUUAGCUAUCAAUAAUAUAUAGCGUAGACAUUGCGGGUUUAAAUUCACAAGUUAUUGCUUAUAAUUCUCGUGUUACGUUUUUUACCGCGAAAAUUUCCACAUAGUUAUGUCAGAGGAAAAACCAUUACAAGCCAUAGAAGAUUCUUUGUGGUGCAGCCAUAAUAUGAGUUUCGAAGUGAAUCAAGGGUUCGACGUGAUUGAAUUAGAUCUGAAAUCGAACACGUUUCAAGAAAACAUAUACGACGAAGAUCUUCACAUAGAUAAACAUUGGGAUGUGAUUGAUGCACAAUUAAAGGAAUUCGCUAGCCCUAAAGCAUUGAAGAAUACAUCAAAAAGAAACUUCAGAAAUGAUAACAAAAUUCUUCAGUUUCCAGCAAAUCUAAACACAAUUAAUUGUGCUUAUAUACAGACACCAAAUUCUGAUAAAUUUAGAGAAUUACGCUUUUAUUACCAUCAUCAUAAUACUAAGAGAGAAGUUGCCAUACUGAUCAUAGAAGAUGAGUAUUCAAGACGGAUAUUAAGAAAAUUAAUCAAUUGUGGACUGAUUAGAAAUAUAGACAACAUUAUUUCUCAUGGAAGUGAAUCGUUAGUUCUACAUGCAAACUUUAGUUUCCCUUUCCGUGGCCUGAAUCAGUGUGCAAUAAAAGUAUAUAAAACAAAGAUUCACACAACUAUUUCCUCUGAACCAUAUGUGAGGCCAGAUUAUAAAUUCACAGAGUUGUUUGUAAACAAAAAUACUCGGCAAGUGGUUAAGCAAUGGGCCAAAAAAGAGUUUGAUUUGUUAGUCAAAAUGCAGGCUGUCGGAAUCAAUGCCCCAUCACCAAUUUAUUGCAAAUCACAUUGUGUUUUAAUGUCAUUUAUUGGUGAUGAAAAGAGAGCUCCGUCUUUGGCGGAGUUAGUAAUUCCUAUGGAAAAAUGGCAAUAUGUGUAUACCUGUGUGCUUCAAGCAGUGGAUAAGUUAUAUUUUGAAGGUGGUUUUGUACAUGGAGAUUUAAAUGAACAUAAUAUAUUAUGGUGGGACGAUAAAUGUUGGUUUAUCUCUUUCUCUCAGGCACUGCCUACUGAUCAUGAAAUGGCACUGUUCUUUUUAAAAAAGGACUGCAGAAAUAUUAAACAGUUCUUCCAAACAAAAUAUGUGCAUAUGCUAAGAGGUCCCGAAAAAAUAUGUGCUACAGUAUUAACAUAAUGUUUUUAAGAGAUUGUCAAUAAAAUUGUCAACAAAGACUAAACUGAGCAAUUGUGGAUCUAACAAAGUUUAUGAGCACUAGCUGACCGGCGAAAGGUUGGAUAUAUACUAUGUCCUGUGGCCACUACACUAAAGCGGCUCGACGGAACACAGUGGGGGUUAUCGUCGGUAGGAAUCCGACGUAUACCACGGCUCAUUUCCUGAGGGCAGUGGGUAUCUAUGCAAGAUUUUCCACUCAAACAAAGAAAAGGUACAAAAAAAGAUGUGGGACACUAUAUACACUCAAAAUUAAAAAAUAAUCAUUCCAUCCAUUUCAGGAGUUUGAUAUUAGGCUGUUUUAUAUUUUAUAAUAAAUAAUUUAUUACCUA